Messenger RNA from Olea europaea var. sylvestris, 441 nucleotides. RefSeq lists its product as uncharacterized. The record is from RefSeq and is a predicted model, not a curated record. Bases 1 to 441 code for a protein of 146 amino acids. Lineage: Eukaryota; Viridiplantae; Streptophyta; Magnoliopsida; Lamiales; Oleaceae. The transcript has a single exon.
AUGGCACGUCAACCAACACAAGCCGCUAUGUUUAAGGACUUGUUGAAAGCUGUACAAGAUCUUGGUAGGCAGGAAACACAAGCGGCCCCUCAGAAUGUACAAACUAACUCCAACAUGACGAGCUCAGUUGUGGAGCAGUUUCGCCGUUAUAAGCCCCCUAGCUUUAACGGGAUGACUGGUCCUUUAGCAGUCGAAGAAUGGAUAAGGGGUUUGGAACGAAUCUUCAAGCAUCUCAGCUGCACUGAUGCCCAAAAGGUUUUAUGUACGGAGUUCAUGCUAGUGGAUGUGGCAGGCCACUGGUGGGAGUCCGCUUCACGCACUAGGACUGAGGCACAACAGAGAAACCUUACUUGGGCACGUUUUAAGGAGGAGGUGAUGGAAAAAUACUUCCCACAAGCCCUAAGAGACCGUAAGGAGUCGGAAUUCCUGCAACUGAAGUAA